This is a messenger RNA of Piliocolobus tephrosceles (Ugandan red Colobus), 1872 nucleotides long. It is a transcript of the gene ATXN3, whose product is annotated as ataxin 3. The transcript has 11 exons. The record is from RefSeq and is a predicted model, not a curated record. Gene Ontology annotation, biological process: protein deubiquitination. Gene Ontology annotation, cellular component: nucleus. Gene Ontology annotation, molecular function: cysteine-type deubiquitinase activity. Lineage: Eukaryota; Metazoa; Chordata; Mammalia; Primates; Cercopithecidae. Bases 57 to 1142 code for a protein of 361 amino acids.
GAGCUGGAGGGGGUGGGUGGGUCGGUGUGGGGGCCGUUGGCUCCAGACAAAUAAACAUGGAGUCCAUCUUCCACGAGAAACAAGAAGGCUCACUUUGUGCUCAGCAUUGCCUGAAUAAUUUAUUGCAAGGAGAAUAUUUUAGCCCUGUGGAAUUAUCCUCAAUUGCACAUCAGCUGGAUGAGGAGGAGAGGAUGAGAAUGGCAGAAGGAGGAGUUACUAGUGAAGAUUAUCGCACGUUUUUACAGCAGCCUUCUGGAAAUAUGGAUGACAGUGGUUUUUUUUCUAUUCAGGUUAUAAGCAAUGCCUUGAAAGUUUGGGGUUUAGAACUAAUCCUGUUCAACAGUCCAGAGUAUCAGAGGCUCAGGAUCGAUCCUAUAAAUGAAAGAUCAUUUAUAUGCAAUUAUAAAGAACACUGGUUUACAGUUAGAAAAUUAGGAAAACAGUGGUUUAACUUGAAUUCUCUCUUGACGGGUCCAGAAUUAAUAUCAGAUACAUAUCUUGCACUUUUCUUGGCUCAAUUACAACAGGAAGGUUAUUCUAUAUUUGUUGUUAAGGGUGACCUGCCAGAUUGCGAAGCUGACCAACUCCUGCAGAUGAUCAGGGUCCAACAGAUGCACCGACCAAAACUUAUUGGAGAAGAAUUAGCACAACUGAAAGAGCAAAGAGUCCAUAAAACAGACCUGGAACGAGUGUUAGAAGCAAAUGAUGGCUCAGGAAUGUUAGACGAAGAUGAGGAGGACUUGCAGAGGGCUCUGGCACUAAGUCGGCAAGAAAUUGACAUGGAAGAUGAGGAAGCAGAUCUCCGCAGGGCUAUUCAGCUAAGUAUGCAAGGUAGUUCCAGAAAUAUAUCUCAAGAUAUUCCACAGACAUCAGGUACAAAUCUUACUUCAGAAGAGCUUCGGAAGAGACGAGAAGCCUACUUUGAAAAACAGCAGCAAAAGCAGCAGCAGCAGAAGCAGCAGCAGCAGCAGGGGGAUCUAUCAGGACAGAGUUCACAUCCAUGUGAAAGGCCAACCACCAGUUCAGGAGCACUUGGGAAUGAUCUAGGUGAUGCUAUGGGUGAAGAAGACAUGCUUCAGGCAGCUGUGACCAUGUCUUUAGAAACUGUCAGAAAUGAUUUGAAAACAGAAGGAAAAAAAUAAUACCUUUAAAAAAUAAUUGAGAUAUUCAUACUUUCCAACAUUAUUCUGUGUGAUUACAGCAUAGGGUCCACUUUGGUAAUGUGUCAAAGAGAUGAGGAAAUAAGACUUUUAGUGGUUUGCAAACAAAAUGAUGGGAAAGUGGAACAAUGCGUCAGUUGUAGGACUAAAUAAUGAUCUUCCAAAUACUAGCCAAAGAGGCAUUCAGCAAUUAAAGACAUAUAAAAUAGUUUUCUAAAUGUUUCUUUUUCUUUUUUGAGUGUGCAAUAUCUAACAUGUCUAAAAUUAGGGCAUUUUUCUUGGAUCUUUUUGCAGACCAGCUAAUUAGCUCUUGCCUCAGGCUUUUUCCAUAUAGUUUUCUUUUUCUCUCUUGUAGAUAAUUUGGCUCAUAUCAUCUAAUAGUGACUUUCAUUUCUUAUUAACCAAAUUAACCUUUCGGGAAAGUAUAGUCUGUGUUGAUAAUAGUAAUGGUUCUAGAAGGAUAAACGGUCCUCCCUUGAACUGUAUGCUGUGUGCUCCAGUGUUUUCUUGUGUUAUUUUCUCUGAUCACAACUUUUCUGCGACCUGGUUUUCACUAUUUUCCCACAAUUCUUUUGAAAGAUGGUAAUCUUUUCUGAGGUCUAGCGUUUUAAGCCCUGUGAUGGGAUCAUUAUUUCAUGACUGGUGCAUUCCUAAACUCUGAAAUCAGCCCUGCACAAGUACUUAAGAAUAAAUGAGCGGUUUUUAAAAUGUG